GUCAGAUCUGUUGUCGAAGUUGUCGUCAUUCCUGCACCGCUUCCAAGUGCCCGGAAUGUACAGAAAACACAUCUGGAAACUGCUUCUCGAUGUGAUGGACGCCAAUGAAGACUCCGAUCCCUUUGUAUCCACUCAACAGACACUUCACUGCAAAGACAUUCGCAGAGCUCUUCAACUCAUGCUCUAUAUCGACGACAACACCACUCCUUCCAAGCAAUUGGUUCUCAUGUUUUUCCUCGAGUUCUCCGAAUUGGACAUCAAUAUUGAUAAACAGUUUCAGACAAAUGAAGUCAAAGAUCUUAUGGUUAUUAGCGAUGUAUUGGUUAAGGAAUUUAUUGACGACAAGAAUAAAUUGGAUGACAGUAUAGAUGAGAUGUAUUGGUUGUUCAGAAACUUGAUCUCAAGCGUGAGAUUAAACUUUUUUGCUCUCAUCGAUUGUUACGAGAAGUUUGUGAAUGGUUUGGCUCAGGAGGAUAAGAGUCUUCACCACCAUUUAGUCAAAACUGGUAUAAUUAGAGUACAACCCAAUAGUACAGCCAUUAAUGGCGCCAAACGAGAUUACAAGAAGUACAACAUUUCCAACUAUAGACCAAUAAUUACAUGGUUUGUCCGCUUCUACGCCGGAAUCAUUGACCAUCACUGUCUCAUC
Medioppia subpectinata is the source of this 649-nucleotide messenger RNA. The record is from the annotation of a GenBank genome assembly. NCBI's taxonomy places the organism in Eukaryota, Metazoa, Arthropoda, Arachnida, Sarcoptiformes, Oppiidae.